AUGGGCCGUGGAAAAGAACCUGAACUGCCUACAAGCAACCCAGUGGAAGCUAAGAAGUACCGAGACGAAGCCAGUGGUCACAACAAGAAUAGAAAUUAUGAGCGGGCUCUUGCUUCGCUUGCUAAGCAACAUGUCAUCCAUACGACCCGUCCGACCAUACUAUUGAACUCGGAGGCGAUAAGAGUGUGGGAAAACACAUUCAGUCGCCAUGACAACCACAGCUCGGGCGUCGAAAUCGAUGACACUUCACACAUCUUUACAUAA
This is a messenger RNA of Pieris macdunnoughi, 264 nucleotides long. NCBI's taxonomy places the organism in Eukaryota, Metazoa, Arthropoda, Insecta, Lepidoptera, Pieridae. The record is from the annotation of a GenBank genome assembly.